AUGUCUCAGCUUUUGUGUCGAAUCGCUAAGCUCCCAUCAUCACAGGGACUCUGUUUCAGUGAAUUGCGGCGGUUUUCCACGGCGGCGACGCCGUAUCUGCUUUUAAAUAAGACCAACUACAGGGCGGCGUCUAAGGGUGAAAUUGUGGUGGACAUAAACUUGUACGAUCCAAGGAAAGACGAAAGAGUGAAGAUCCAGGACCAGACUCUGUCGGAGGAGCUGGUGGCUUCGGUGAAGAUGGGAUCUUCGAGGGGAUGGGUGGGUGUGAAGAACGUACACGACUCCACAGUGCGGCUCACCAAUGUCUUCAACCCUUGUGCAUCUGUUUCGUCACAUAAAGUCAUCACUCUGCCUCCAUUGAAUGACAGUAGAUUUCGAGUUGUUUCCAAUCUCUGUCUCUCAGCUUCCCCAGAGCAGCAAGACUGUGUAGUGGCCGUGUGGUCGUAUCGUUCACUCGUCGGUCUGUGUCGGCCCGGUGACUCGGUUUGGACACAUAUCGAGGUCCCCGUUUUGGCCUCAGAGAUGGUGUAUUCCGUCAAGGACAGUAGAUUCUAUCUCCGCAGGGUGAGUAAGGAAGACUAUAAGGGUCUGGUUGAUCUCAUCAACACUAGCUCCGGCUUCCCUCAGGUGAGUCUGUACCAGAGAUUACCUAACUCUGACAUCCCCGAGAGUAUACAAGAUCAGGUUACCUCAACUAUCAAGACUCAGCACAUGGUCGAGUCACCGUCGGGCGAGUCCUUCGUCGUUUACUGGUGUAAGGAGUUGUUAAACAGAGAAGAAAUCUUGUCUAGCCGCGGCAAGGAACCUACAUCCCGUGGGAGGAGGAAGCCCAGUGGCUUUGUGGUGUUCAGGCAGGACCUUCACCAAGGGAUCGGUUCUUACACUGAAGACAUUGGCGAUCUCUGCAUCUUCCUAGGCAAGAGCGAGGCCUUUUGCGUCCGAAUAUCCCGGACUUAAACCUAACUCCAUCUACUACGCAAGCUCUAGCUCGGGGUUUGGUUUCUACGACCUCUCCUCCAACACUCUCCACGAGCUCAUCGACCCUACCUACGGUUACUACCAGUGGCUCGCCCCUCUCCAGUGAAUAAAGCUUAUAUUGGCUUUUAAACUGUUGUAACUUUGGUGUUGUAAUAUGCAUAUUAUCUAUGUUUUAACUUAUGAUCACAAAGAUGCUUUUAGUUUUGAGUUAAUGGAUUCAUAUUCAGCUCUCUUUUCUUAAUUGCUCUUGAUCUUCUCCUUGUGGUUGGUUGGGAAUAGGGUCCAAAUAUAUCGUAUUUAGAAUCUUUUCAUCAUUGUACACAAAUAUAUUGUAAUGUUUGUUUUUAUAAAUAGAUUAAAAUU
Thlaspi arvense is the source of this 1341-nucleotide messenger RNA. NCBI's taxonomy places the organism in Eukaryota, Viridiplantae, Streptophyta, Magnoliopsida, Brassicales, Brassicaceae. The record is from the annotation of a GenBank genome assembly.